Molecule: messenger RNA, 7398 nt
Organism: Bactrocera oleae (olive fruit fly)
Lineage: Eukaryota; Metazoa; Arthropoda; Insecta; Diptera; Tephritidae
Source: RefSeq, a predicted model, not a curated record
UAACACAUACAGCCCAAAGUGCAAACUGCAACACUGAGUUGAUUGUCUGUAGAUUCGCUCACGAGUUAUCGCCACUGCUGUGGCUGCUAUUGCAUCGGCCUGUUACGGCCGCAGUUGUUUAUAGGUUUCGCGAAGCGCGCGAAUCGCAGACAAUUUGUACUGAGUCUCUGUGAGAUGUUAGUCUUAUUAUGACUGCGACAAAAGACGGUUGUUGCAAAUAACCGUUGAUUAAUUCGUUCAGCGGGUGUGUGUUAGCGGCCGGAUAUUUGCGAGUUUUCCGACACAUUUUUACUUUUUCGCAUCGCGUAUUCGCUCGCCUGUUCCGCAUCGUUUUCGUUUUUCGGUUUCGCAUUUUAAAUUGCUUAUUCGGUAGCAGUUAAACAAAUAAAAAAAGUCGCGCGGAAAUACAAUUCAAAUUUUACGAUGAUACCGACCUACCACUAAUCGCGUCUCCAUUUAUUGGACCCAAUGGCGUGUUGGUGUCGUCACCAUAGAUGUUACCCGCGAUGUGGAAUAUUAUUUUGAGCUGCUCGUGAUCAAAUACUUUCUGUUACUCUCAUAACGAGUCAGCAAUAAAGUUCUAACUAGAAAAUUAUGAAAUACAUACAUACGCAUGUAUAUAUAUGGAUAUGUAAACAAAUAACAUUUUUGCUGAUGCACAAAUGACAAAAGUGGUGCCUUCCUGUAACGCAUACUUUCAAAAGCAUUAAUGCAAAGCAGAUAAUACCAACAAUUACAAUAAUAAAUUACAUUCGUGCGCCUAAAUUGAUCAAAAUUUCGGAAUAUGUGAAAACCCAGAGAAUUUAAGGAAAUUCGGGCAAUCAAAUGUACAAUAUGAUAAUAAUAGCAAUAACAACGUGACUACAAAUAACUUAAGCUAAAAAAUUAAUAAUUACACAUAAAUCGACAAGAAGUCAAAAAAAUUAUUACUAGUGAAUUUGUGUUUAUUAAAAUGUAUUGUUUUUUAUAAAAAAAAAAUGUGUACAACUGCGCGGGCAUACUCAUCAGUCGCUAAAGCGUGUGUUCAUAAAUACUUAUGUAUAUAACGUGAAUGAAUUCGACUCGUACGAAUAUCGUCUACCCCAAGGGCAAUAAACCUACUAUUCCAUGCGAUAUCAAUACAUCACAUCACAUCGCAUCGCACGGGGUCAACGACAGAGUGUGCUGCUGUUUAAACGUUGCGAGAGUAGCAGAGUACGACCUCCGGCGUCUCCUUACGUCACUGCCACCGCCACUGCCAGUGCCGGAGACACUAGCUACAAGCAACCGAAGCGACUGUCACUGCCGUAUUAUUACUGGGCUUUUUACUGUUGUCGUUGCAUUCGUCACACUGAGCUACGGUACAUAUUUACAUUUGCGAUUGCAUAUACAUACAUACUUAUAUGCAUAUGCUGAAAUUGCUCUGUUUUCGACGCUGAGCCGCUUUAACUGCCUCUCCUCCUGUGAGAUCUCUCCGACCGCUGUCCAUACUGUUGUUGUUAUCAAACAAAUACAUAAAUGUUCACGAAUCGACAACAGAAAGUGUGCAAUGGAUAAAUAAUGCACAUGACAUAAUAUGAAAGUGUAGAAAACUAAUACGUAAUGUAAUUGAAAAAGAAAAAAUACAAAAGAAUUAUUUCGACCCUUCGCAUUAUCAUUUGCUGGUAUUUGCUUAUAUUGAGGAUAAUAGCUCAGCUAAAGGAGUGAAUCUUUAAUUUCUCAAAAGUUUUCAAUGAGCUCACGAUUCAAUGCUGGGUAAUAUAAACUUCUAUAAAUGCGUCCCCGAAGAACUAAGGUGGGAUUUGUGGAUGUUAAUGGCAAGACUUUACAUAUUCAUGGAAUUCGAUGCAAAAUAAAAAUGCCAGCAUAGCAGUGUUGAAAAUAAAAACCAAAUACACAACAAAAAUAACUAAAACUUUCAAUUCCAUAAUUGUUUGGAAUAAAUAAUUUGUUAACAAAACACCAAAUUAACCAACGGUAUUCGAUAAUUUACAGUGUGCUUUCGCGGUUUUGAACGGUAUGAGAUAUGUACAGGCGGUUAAGAACAAAUUGCAGAUUUGAAGUCGUAAAAUAGAAAAGAGCGCAGGAAAGCACACAAAAACUUUUUAGGAAUAAUUUGUUUCUUUUUAAUAAAACAAACAAGGUAAAACCAUUCAAAAACGACUGAUUAACUGAUAAUGUAUAGACAGCAUUGUAAAAUAAUAUUAUUAACAAAUCGUUAUUCAACACUGCCUUUUUACAUAGAAACUAUAACAAAAACAAUAUUCGGCGCGUAAAAAAUUUAAUAUAAAAUAAGACGAUUCGACGUUUCAAUAUCACCAAUCACUGUUUGGAAAACAAGUUCUUAUAAGCAUUCGGUAAAUUUUAGUAUUUGCAAAUAACAAAAAAACAAAAAAAAAUAUAGAAACUCCAAAGCCGUGAUAUUAGAUAUUUUCGAUUUUUACUAUAACAUAUAUACAACAUUUACAAUUUAUCGGAAACUAUAUUCGUCCAAAAUUUAUAAUAGUUAUACAUUAUACACUUCGAAAUUACGGACUAUUUGUACAAAGAAAAUAUUAAAUUAAGAACGUAAUUUAGUGAUUAGCCUGAUAAAUAAUAUGAAUUCCGUCGUAAGUAAAGUGCCUCCAAUUUCUACAAAACAAAAAAAUUCAAAUCAAUAAAAAAUAGUUAAACAUAAACUAAAAACUGUUAAUAUAAUAUUAAGUGCUUUACGAAACAGAGAGAAAAGAUAAUUUAAAUUACCUUGAAGUGCAAUAUUGUAAAAUAAUUUAUCGCUGACACGAACCUACACUGCCUUGCCAGCCGAAUCGGUAGAAAAAGUACCGUUGAGCUCUCUUUACCGACUGACAAAAUAUUUUUACGAGCGUGGCACACAAACGCACGCUGGCACUGGCGGAAGUUUGCAGUGGCUCUGCCUUAUCGGCGAUGCCAUUUAUCGAUGACGCAUUACUCUGGUGUCCGGAUAAUGAUGGCCGUAUGGUUGGUGGCUUAGAUAUCGCUCCAUGCAUGCAAGAGGAAGCCGCCACAGGCAGCACUAAUGAGAAUGGGAACGAAUCUACACAACUCGAUGAACGCAACACCGAGCUCAACUCUCUCGAACCGCUCUGCAAUGAGUCUUCCGAUGAACUAUUUCGCCAAUUAUCUGAAAGCAACUUCGAAAUCGAGAGCUUACUGUCUGACCUGGCCACAGUUGAGGUUAAAGAGGAAAACAACAACAGCAUUGGCGAACAAGUAGUGACCGAAAGCUUCGUGUCGUUGGAGGACUCAGCUGUUGUAGCCAAUGGCGUACUUAGCCCUGCUUGCGCUAAUACAAACGGGUCUGCAGGUGGUGGGGAUGUUGGAAUAACGAUAGAGGGUGCUGCCGAGUCCACUUUAUUAGCGUUAACUUCACACUGCGAAUCGCUCACUGCGAAACCGAUAAGCCAAAGUCAAAAACCAACCGCGAGUGCGCCUAUUGGCCGAAGGGAGGACAUAAGAGGCAGUAAUUCUUAUGUAAGCAGCAGCAAUGAGAAUGUGACGCAUGCGCUCGAGGCAAAUGCGCGACGCUUUUUAAUUGCAUCCAAUCCGCUGCUUGCCGAAAAGUUACUGGCCAAAAGCAUAAUCAACACAGACAACAACAACAGCGCACCACUGAAAACAACCGAAUUCGACGAUACUGAAAUUCCAGUUAUAAAGCAAUCAACAAGUCCAGGUCCUCUGCUGACACACCAUCAACAUCAUCAUCAACAGCAACUGCAACAGCAACAACCAUCACAUCAGCAACCACAGAGCACUACGUACGCGGGAUCUCCAAGUGUUAUACACAUAAAAGCCGAACAAAGCGUUGUACUUUCUCCACCACACCUCCAGCAGACAGCCCAACAACAGCAACAGCAGCAGCUUGUUAAUGGUCUAUCACAGCAUGGCGGCCCACUCUCAGGGUCAGGUGCAAAUAACCAGCUCCAACCACUAGCCAUACCACACCGACCACUGCUACACAAUCUCCUGAGUGGAGGCUCGAUACACAAUUCACAUCAUAGGACCUACGGAUCAGCUACAACCGGUUCCUUUCCUCCAAGUCCAGCCGAUAGUGGAGUCUCUGACGUGGACAGUUCUAGCUCCGGAGGUCAGCCGUGCAGUGAUGAGAUAAAAGCGAGGCUUGGAAUACCGGCCCAUUGCCACCCGCAUGCAUCUCAUAUACCGUCUGGAACUUUUCUACAUCCCAAUCUCUAUCAAAAUUCAGCAUCCUUACGGAACAUAUGGAAUCGAAGUGUUGGAAUGCCCGAUGGUUAUUACAUGCCACUAGGGAGCAGCACUAGUCCAUCGAAUAAUGCGUCGGUGAGUAGCAGCAGUGGCCCGAAUAGCGGUGCAGUCGGCACCCUGAAUAAUGGAAAUUCAGCAGCUUACUCCACGUCACCCUAUUUUACAACACCUUCCCCGCCACGAGCUAACCCCGGUCUAACGCCACAUCAUUCCCUGCACGCACACCAACAACACCUACACCAUCAUCAGCAUUCCACGCUAGCGAACAGCCCAGCGACCGCGGCUGGCGGUGUGCUGCAUCAACCGAGUGUGAUUCAGCCAACAACGUCCAACGUCAACUAUGAUCUCUCGUACAUGCUGGAGCUUGGUGGUUUUCCACAGCGCAAAGUGAAAAAACCACGAAAGCCAAAAAUCGAAAUGGGGGUAAAGCGACGCAGCCGCGAAGGCUCCACAACAUACCUGUGGGAAUUUCUCCUUAAACUUCUGCAAGACCGCGAAUACUGCCCCCGUUUUAUUAAAUGGACCAAUCGUGAGAAGGGUGUAUUUAAACUGGUGGACUCAAAAGCGGUGUCGCGACUAUGGGGCAUGCAUAAAAACAAACCGGAUAUGAAUUACGAGACAAUGGGACGAGCAUUGCGGUACUACUAUCAGCGUGGCAUACUGGCGAAAGUCGAUGGCCAGAGGCUGGUGUAUCAAUUCGUGGACGUGCCAAAGGAUAUUGUGGAAAUCGAUUGCAAUGGAGUGUAAAUGUUUGGAUGCAUGCAUAUGUAAUAUGUAAGAAAGCUUACAAAAGGAACAACAUUUGAAGGGCUGGGCAUUCCAUAAAGAACGCAUCACAUCACUUACAAAUGGAUUUCAAGGAAUGUACAAACAGUAGAAAGCUGCUCAAAAUCGCAGCCAAAUUUCGGAAGUGCAAUUCUGCUUACACACACACACAAUAUAUAUAUAUAUAAUAAUUCGCGGCGUACAGCAGUUUUUAAGGAAAGCAUGAAUGCAUACUGUAAAGAAAUUGUAUUUAUUAGAUCUUUUUUUAUGUUAAUAGUAGUUAUGGUGAAUUAUUGUAAUUGUGUGUAAGGCUCGCUAAAAUUAACUGUAUAUUUUAAAUACACAAUGAUAUACAAAAAUAUUAAUAAUUAUUUUUAUGUUUAAGGACAGAUAUGUUAAUUACAAAAUGUUGUAAUAUUUUGAAAUUGUUAUUAAUGAUUAGUAAAAUUAAAGAAUGCAGAAGAAUGAUGAAAAUGAUCCAAGGAUCAUCUUUAAGUAUAAGUCUAUAUAAAUAUUAUAUAAAUUGUAUGUACAUGUAUGUCUAGCUAAAGCAUAUGAAUACUAUUAAUUUGUUUUUGUUGCUUAUUUUAUAGUAAACUCUAAAGAUUAUGGACACACAUAAAUAUACUGUAAUAUUAUGUAAUAUACAUACAUAAGUCAUGAAUGUUGAAAUUUAUUAACACUAGUUUUACUGUCCGUAAAUAUUUUGCCUAUAAAUGUUUUCUUGAUUUUUCUUUUGAAUUUAUUUUAAAUUUUUAAAUUUCCCAUAGAGAACAAGAACAACAACAACAGGAAUAUAUUUCUCUCAAUAUUCUCUCUGCUUAGCUUCCAGAUGAAAAUUUCGCUCAAACCAACUCAUUUGCUGCGCUAGUUAUGACAUAAGUAUACCGUUAGUUGGCAGUGCGCUUUUUGUCAAUCGGUUAGUAUGGACUACCGGUUAGUUAUCCUAAGUAUUCGAAAAAUAUUGGCAAUUUGUAUAUUAGAUUACAUAUAAGAGGGAAAUUCAAAAAUACAACUUUGCACCCAGUUGCGAGCCUAAGGAUAUUCAUAUUAUGUAAUGGAAUCGUUUCAAAUGGAAGUAGUACAAAUUAAAUUAGUCAUUGGUCACGUGUGAUCAUAACGUGUAUACUCAAGUGCAAGUAGACGUUGAGUUAAACAAAUGGUGAUCGUGUUACACAGGGAAAUUAGAGACGUAACAGCAAAUAAAUGAAACGAGCAAUAAGCAAAUAAAAAGUUAUUCGAAAAGGUCAAUAGUAAAAAAAAAUUUUAAAGGUAAAUGUGAUAAAUCGUGAUAUUGGAAUUUUGAAACUAAAUAUUAAAUAUAUGAAUGAAAGAUGGGUGAAAUUUGGCGACAUUUUGUGGGAAAAGUAGUAUAGUUUAGAAAGCAACGCAGAAAAUUCUGACACAUAUUUCGACGAGAGCAAAUAUGUACGGGAAUAUGUUGAAUUUGUAUUAGUGUAAUUUUUCGUCAACUUUUUUGCUGUUGUUGUUGUUGUAAUAUGAAUGAGCUCUUUUAUUACUGGAAUUCAAUAUGGUUUGAAAUUGUUUUAAUUUUUCAUAAAAGAAACUAACGUAUUUGCAUUUUUGUUGGACUCGAGUUUUUAUUUACCGUCAAAUGUCACUGCCGCAUGCAAAAAUAGCAGUAAUUGCAAUUUUUGAAAAACAACUUAAAAUAAUCUUCCAAACUAUAAGAGGACAAAGUCCUGUGGCCACUGCCCAUAUGUGCAAUUUACACUUUUUUAUUAAAGUAAAGAAAAAGAAAACUUAAUAAUGUUAGUAUCAUUUAAGUAAUGUUUAAGUUGAAAAUACAAAAAUCAAAAAGCUGCAUACUACAUAUGUAUACGAGCAAUAUACAAAUUCGUUUUCGAUUUUUUCCUGAAACUUUAAAGAAUUCGAGCAGUUGUUUACUGGUUCUUAUUUGUUUUUCAAACGUUUUUUUUUUUUGUUUUAAUUUAGAUUGUGAGUACACGAAUAAGUUGAAAGUAUACAUAUGUAGUUUUUUUUAUUGUGACAACUUUUUCUUAUUUAAAAAUAAAAUUAUCAUUUCAAUUUAUUUGUGUUUUAUUUGAGUUUGAGACCCAAAACAUUUAAGAAUGGCAUAGCAAUUGGAACAAUGUAAAUUUUUACUUCUAAAUCGCAUCUUUUCAAACGUAAUCAAAAAAACUAAGAAUAUUCACGAAUUAUCAAUGAAGAGUGAUCGAAUGGUGAUAUAAAAAACACAAGCAAUCUGUACAGAAUUUGAAUAUUUCAUUGUAGAGAAUGUGAAAAGUAUUCUACAGAUCAUCAACGUGCCCGAAAAUGAGAGUAGAAGGUGGUAAAUAUGGUAUUUUAGAAUACAAACAGACGCCUAUGGUAUUAUUCAUUUGAAACAAAAUUUAACUUAAAACUGAUUUGAAAACCUUUUAUUUAUUU